UCACAAGCCGGAACACACGGGGCCUGGGGAGGCGGAUCCGCCGUUGCCCGUCAGCGUGGCGCUGUGGGAGCGGUGCCGGGGCCCGCCCCCGUUUCCAAGGCAGCGGCGCGGCCUGGCGGGCACGGGGCGCUGUGAGCCGUCGGGAGCGGGUCGAGGAGAUGGAGGAGCUGAGCGAGGAGGAGGAGUCAGUUGGUCAAGAGCGGGGGGAGGAUGAGGAGAAGCAGGGAGAAGGAGAAGAGGAGGAGAAGCAGGAGCUGGUCCCGUGUCCCCUGACGGAGGAGAUGCUGAAGGAGGGUCUCUCCCUCCUCUGCAAAACUGGCAACGGCCUGGCACACGCCUAUGUGAAGUUUGAAGCCAAGUAUAAGGACUUGACAGACAUCAGCCUCCUUGAAGGCUUCAUUCACCUGCGGUAUGUGGAUUUGUCAGAGAACAAGCUGCAGGAUUUGUCUCCAUUGAGCAAUUUAACCCACCUGCUUUGGCUGAAGGUGGAUGGGAAUCUACUUACCAGUGCACACAUGCAGGAGCUUCCCUACCUCCAGGUCAUCAGCUUUACUCACAACCAAAUCAAGAAUAUGGAGGGCAUUACUCAUCCGCACUUGGCCAGCCUCAGCCUUAAAGGAAAUAAAAUCCAGGCAGCAAUGGGUCUGAAUACACAAGCAUUGUAUAGCCUGCGUGUCCUGGAGCUGCGAGGAAACAAGCUAGAGAAUACAGCAGGGCUUCGCCUUCCCAAGCUCAAGAAACUCUAUCUGGCCCAGAAUACCAUUAAGAGCCUUGAAGGCCUUGAGGCACUAGAGCAGCUAUCAACCCUGCACCUGCGUGAUAAUGAGCUUGGGACCCUGGAUGGAUUCUCUAGCAGCAUGAAGUGCCUGCAGUACCUCAAUCUACGGAACAAUGCGAUCAGUAGCUUGCAGGAAGUGGCAAAACUGCAGGUGCUCCCCAUGCUGCAGGUCCUGGUGCUGAUGGACAAUCCAUGCGCUGACGAUUCAAACUACCAGCAGGAGGUUCUGGACCAGCUGCCAAACCUGAAGCGUCUCGACAAGGAACCAGUUGAGCAAAAUUAGCGUACAGAGGCGAAUGGAAUCUGUUAGAAAAGGCAGGAAGAAGAAAAGGAAAUGGAGGUACUUCUCCAGGGUGAUGUGACCAAGUGACCACCAGUUCAAAUCCCUGUUCCCUGUGAAGAUGUGGGGAUGCAUCUAUCCAUAGAGCAAAGCUACAGAUACGAGGUUCACCUCAUUUUGCCUGAAGAAGAGAGGAGUGUCCUGGCUGCUGCCUUCAGUUACCGCAGUGUUUUUACAGUCUCUGCACGUACAUACUCCAAGUAGUCCCAAGAGGGGAAAAGGGGGGUUACAAACGUUGUGCUUUGAUUUAUGGCUCGCAGAAAUUCUACGUGAUUUUCUUAUUUGGAUAAAAAUCUGUAAUGAGCCUA
Molecule: messenger RNA, 1426 nt
Organism: Coturnix japonica (Japanese quail)
Lineage: Eukaryota; Metazoa; Chordata; Aves; Galliformes; Phasianidae
Gene: LRRC23
Product: leucine rich repeat containing 23
Molecular function (GO): protein binding
Source: RefSeq, a predicted model, not a curated record